Messenger RNA from Nematostella vectensis (starlet sea anemone), 1054 nucleotides. RefSeq lists its product as uncharacterized. Lineage: Eukaryota; Metazoa; Cnidaria; Anthozoa; Actiniaria; Edwardsiidae. The record is from RefSeq and is a predicted model, not a curated record. The transcript has 2 exons. The coding region runs from base 56 to 613 and encodes 185 amino acids.
CAUGCUCGGAAAGCGCAUUCUCGGAAACCGAGAAUACUCGACAUGACUUGACAGGAUGUUUUCCAAUUUUGGAAUCAUUUGUUCUAUUCUAAUUGCUGUAUCUUCAGCAAUAGUGUACUACGAGCUACAAGAAACAACAGCCAACAUUUUGCUCAGUGUAAAGAUCAACAACACGACUGCAAAGGAGGUUUUUGACGCUGUUUCAGACCCCCUCCACGAAAUCUUUAAGGGCCAUUCGUUUCUUGUUGGCAUCCACAAUGUGGAGAGAUCAAGAGAUGAAAGGGAUCACAUUGUUGUUAGAUACACAGCCAAUGAUCAGAUUCCUAUUCUUGGCAUCUACAACCACAGCAUAUUCUUCAAUGUGAAGAUGACAAUUCUCAAAGAAGACUCUCUUCUCAUGAAUGAGUUAGUUGUUUAUGGUAUUUUACACAUGAAACAAGUUUGGGAAAUAGCAAAAGAUGGCGAUGGUGUUGUAGUGUUUAACAAAAUUGAUAUGCAAAGUUAUAGAUGUGUUGUACAGUUUUCCCAUGGAAAAGCUAUGCAAGCUCAUAGAGCCUUGUUGGAACACUUGAAGCAGUACUGGGAAAGGCGUUAUUAUUCAAACAGUACUUAACAGUGGGUAGUAAGGUCUAUGAACACAAACAAGAAAGUCUUUAGCUUGGCAAAUAAAGCGACCUACCUUGAAUUGUAAAUAUAAAAUUCUGAUCAUUUUGCUGCUAUUUUCCAUAUUCUUUGCAUUCUCAUCAAACUGCUUUUUACUGCUUUCCUGGCUUCUGUCUUCUAACUAACAGACUCAUAUUUGGUUAUUUUUUUGUUGUUGUUGUUGGCCAGAGCCUUGCUAAGAUGUGGUAUGAUUGGAAGUUAUUUCAGUGCUGGCUAAUAAAAGCACUUAAAUAACAGAAGCCAGAAGAAAGUGUUGGACAUCAAAGGCGAAUGUUGAAAACCGCAGUACUUGCACUACAACUUGUAGCAUAUGCCAUGACAAUAUAUCCUAUAAUGAUCAUAAUCAAUAACAUCAUCUGUUAUUAUCUGAAAAUAUAGCGUGCUAACACAC